Molecule: messenger RNA, 321 nt
Organism: Colletotrichum abscissum
Lineage: Eukaryota; Fungi; Ascomycota; Sordariomycetes; Glomerellales; Glomerellaceae
Exons: 3
Coding region: 1-321 (106 amino acids)
Source: RefSeq, a predicted model, not a curated record
AUGUAUAAGUUUCACCUCCUCCUCAGCUUCGCCCUCUUCCUCUUCCUAGCUCUCAGCGCAAGCGGCGCCGUUGCUGCGGCACACCAUAUCGACCGCCGGCAGGUUCAUCUUGGAGCGCGACAGACUCCGGGCCAGGAAGAGACCAGAACCAGAGGAAUGAGCAACAAAUGUAACUUGACAGGGCGAGAUGCCCAGGUCUGCCCGGCGGACUACAACAGAUGUCCCUUCGACGGCGCAUCGUGUGUCCUGAUUGAGCCAAAAGGGGAUUCCAGCCGCAAGCCUGAGGUGCGUUGCGGCUAUCUGGGCAGUACACGUUCGUGA